Molecule: messenger RNA, 4504 nt
Organism: Tupaia belangeri chinensis (Chinese tree shrew)
Lineage: Eukaryota; Metazoa; Chordata; Mammalia; Scandentia; Tupaiidae
Gene: RPGRIP1
Product: RPGR interacting protein 1
Exons: 24
Coding region: 1-3867 (1288 amino acids)
Biological process (GO): non-motile cilium assembly; retinal rod cell development
Cellular component (GO): photoreceptor connecting cilium
Source: RefSeq, a predicted model, not a curated record
AUGUUACAGCUGUUGGACGACACAUCAGAGGACCUGCCGGUUAGAGAUACAGACUCAGUACCUCUGAUGUUACCAGCCUCUAGAGGUAAGAAUUUAAAAACUCAACCUGCCUUGAACAGGAUGGGCCAAGAGGACUGGGAAGACCGUUUCCUUCGACUUCGUGAGGAGCACAUAUUGGUGAAAGAACUUUCUUGGAAGCAACACGAUGAGAUCAAAAGGCUGAGGACGACCUUGCUGCGGUUGAGCGCCGCGCGCCGGGACCUGCGUGCAGAGGCUGCGGCUGCGGCGGCGGCGCAGCUCUCGGAGCCCGCAAGGCUGCGGAGCAACGCGGGGUGGCGGUCGCGCCUCUCCACGCACCAGCGCCCCCUGAUGCAACUGCUGCAAGGGCAGGUCCAGCGCGGCGGCAGCCCCUCUGCUCCCCGCGGUGCCCAGCCUCGCGUCCGCGCGGGACCUAGACGGCUGCACACCGCUGGAGCGCCGGUGCCUGAGAAACCCAAGACGGGGCCAAGACACAGGCUGAGCUACACGGCCCCUCCCAUGUUCAAGGAGCAUGUGACAAAUGAAAAAACCAGAGAUGAACUAUCCGGUGAACCCAGUGAACUUGUUCCUAAUUCUAACCAUGUAAUUUCUUUGAGCAAAGUCGUAAUUAUGGGUAGACUCAUUGGUCGGUGCGUGCUUCCCAGUGUUCACAUGAUGACCAGCCAUGCUAUGCACGUGGAAGAACCACCCACAUCUCCUCAGAGGAUGUGGUCCAAGGUUGAAAACGGUGAUCAGAGAAGUGCACUGGAGUGUGCUCAGAAGGCCGCAGAGCUUCGAGCUUCCAUCAAGGAAAACGUAGAGCUCAUUCGACUUAAGAAGCUUCUUCAUGAAAGGAAUGCCUCCUUGGUGGUGACAAAAGCACAAUUAGCAGAGGUUCAAGAGGCAUAUGAAACAUUGCUCCAGAAGAACCAGGGAAUCCUGAGUGCAGCCCAUGAUGCGCUCCUCAAGCAAGUGAAUGAGCUCAGGGCGGAGCUGAAGGAGGAGAGUAAGAAGGCUAUGAGCCUGAAAAGUCAACUGGAAGAUGUGUCUAUCUUGCACAUAACUCUGAAGGAGUUUCAGGAGCGAGUUGAAGAUUUGGAAAAAGAACGAAAAUUGCUGACUGACAAUUAUGACAAACUCCUAGAAAACAUGCUGGACAGCAGUAACCAGCCUCACUGGAGCAAUGAGCUUCUACAAGCUCAGCUACAGCAGCAAGUCUCUCAACUGCAAGAUCAGCUGGAUGCUGAGCUGGAAGAGAAGAGGAAGGUCUUACUUCAGCUGUCCAGAGAGAAAGCUGAGAACAAGGAUCUGAAACUUGAAGUCACCAACAUGCUUCAGAAACAUAAAGAGGAAGUUGAACUCCUCCAAAAGACAGCCAUAAUUUUUCCAUCUCCUGACAGGCAAUCUGAGCCAACCACGCACCCAGCUCUAGUCCGAGAAGCCACUCAGAUAGAGCCUAGUGAGCCACAAAACCAAGAAGAAAAGAAACUAUCCCAGAUGUUAAAUGAGCUACAAGUAUCGCAUGCAGAGACCACCUUGGAACUAGAAAAGACCAGAGACAUGCUUAUUCUACAGCGCAAAAUCAACGUGUGUUAUCAGGAGGAACUGGAGGCAAUGACAACAAAAGCCGAUAAUGAAAAUAGAGAUCACAAAGAAAAACUGAAGAGGUUGAAUCAACUCCUAGACCUCAAGAACAACCGUAUCAAGCAGCUGGAAGGUAUUUUAAGAAGCUAUGGCCUCCCAACAUCUGAACAGCUCAAAGAUGUUGCUUACGGUACUCGACAGUUGUCAUUACCUCUGCAAACACUGCCAUCCCGGGAAAAUGAGGACACAGUGGAAACAUCUCUGCUGCAUCAGAAUGAGAAUCUUUUUGAACUACACAUCCACCAGGCCUUCCUGACAUCUGCUGCCCUGGCUCAAGCGGGAGACACCCAACCUACCACUUUCUGUACUUAUUCCUUCUAUGAUUUUGAAACCCAUUGUACCCCACUCUCUGUGGGGCCACAGCCCCUCUAUGACUUAACCUCUCAGUAUGUGGUAGAGACAGAUCCCCUUCUCUUGUACUACCUUCAAGGGGCCUCUGCCCGGCUUGAUCUACACCAGGCUGUGGCCGGUGAACACCACACCCUUGCGACUGGAUGGAUUUGCUUUUACAGGGUGCUAGAGACUGUGGAGACGGUCUAUGGCACAGUCAAGCUUACUGGAGCUGGCGGAGAAGACUUCGGGGUGCUAGAGUACUGGAUGAGGCUGCGCUUCCCCAUUAGACCCAGCCUACAGGCAUGCAAUAAACGAAGGAAAGCCCAGGCCUACCUGUCAGCCAACGUGCUUGGUGCCUGGGAGGCCCAGGAGGAUGAGUCCAGAUCAGCGACUCGGAAACCUCAGAAUGAGCUGCGGAUUGAAAUCACCAGGUGCUGCGGCCUCCGGAGUCGAUGGCCAGGAACUCAACCCAGUCCAUAUGUCAUGUACCGCUUCUUCACCUUUCCGGACCAUGACACCGUCAUUGUUCCAGCCAGUAACAAUCCCUACUUUAGAGACCGGGCUUGCUUCCCAGUGCUUGUGACCUCUGACCUGGAUCACUAUCUGAGGCAGAAGGCCUUGUCUAUAUACGUGUUUGAUGAUGAAGACUCAGAACCUGGCUCCUACCUUGGCCGAGCCCAAGUGCCCCUGCUGCCUCUUGCACAAAACAAAUGUAUUAAAGGUGAUUUCAACCUCACUGACCCUGCAGAGAAGCCCAAUGGCUCUAUUCAAGUGCAGCUGGACUGGAAGUCUCACUACAUACCGCAGGGGAACUUCCUGAAACCAGAUGCUCCGACCAAGGACAUAGAUGCCAAAGACAAUGUAGAGCUCUCAUCUGAAGAGGAAAAGGCAUCCUUUUCUCCCCAGGACCAGAUGGACUAUAAUGAGAUUCCCAUUGAAGCUGGCCAGUACCAAGCAAAAAGAAAACUUCCUCAAGUGGGAGAAAGAAAGGAAAGGGAACAUCAGGUUACGAGCUACUCAAGAAGAAAACAUGGCAAAAGAUCUGGUGCCCAAGGAAAGAACAGGAUGGAGUAUCUUAGUCGUAAUAUCUUAAAUGGAAACACACUACAGCAGGUUAACUACACUGAAUGGAAGUUCUCGGGGCUCAAGAUCUCCACAGAUGAUGAUUUGAAAAAUCAGAGCCAGGAAGAGGAAAUGGCAUUAUCUCAUUCAACCCUGAAACAGAAGGAGCCUCUCCACCUUGUAAAUGGUAAAGAAUCCUGUGAACAAACUUCGGAAGUCAGUGAAGCACCGUCUACAGACAGUGAUGACAUCAUAGUGCCACCUCUCUCUCAGAGACACAUUAAGGCAGAUUCAGAGAAGAUGUGUAUUGAAAUUGUCUCCCUGGCCUUCUACCCAGAGGCCGAAGUGAUGUCCGAUGAGAACAUCGAACGGGUGUAUGUGGAGUACGAAUUCUACGAUCUACCCUUGUCAGAGACAGAGACUCCAGUAUCCCUGAGGAAACCGAGGCCAGGAGAAGAAAUCCACUUCCACUUUAGCAAGGUGAUAGACCUGGACCCAGCGGAGCAUCCAGGCCGAAGGCAGUACCUGUUUGCCAUGCUGAACGGACAAGAUCCUGAGCAAGGACAUUUAAAGUUUACAGUUGUAAGUGAUCCUAUGGAUGAAGAAAAGAAUGAAUGUCAAGAAGUAGGAUAUGCUUAUCUUGAACUGUGGCAGAUCCUGGAAUCAGGAAGAGAUAUCCUAGAACAAGAACUAGAUAUUGUUAGCCCCGAAGACCAGGCUGCCCUGAUAGGAAGGCUGAAGGUGUCCCUUCAAGCAGCUGCUGCCCUCCAAGCCAUUUACAAGGAGAUGAGAGAAGAUUUGUUUUCAUGAAGGAACAAAUGCUAUUGCAUUCUAAACUCUGAGGGAACCAUAGUAAAAAGUCUCUUAUAAAGUAACUUGCUACAUGAAUUUGUUUACUGUGAUGUCUAGACUCUCUCAACCUAAUGAUGAAAGUUAAAAAUAAUGAGAGGUUUUUUUGGUUGGACAGAAUCAUUUUUCUAUAAUACCUUAGCACUCUAACAGAGAGGCAGCCUGCUUUUAGGAAUUGCAAAAUAAUAGUUGGUCACAAAAAGCGAAUUUACAAAAGCAAAAACAACAACAACAAAAAAAAAAACCACAGUUUAUUUAUCUUUUAGUUCUUCCAAAAUUGAAAAUAUCAAGUCCUACUGCUAAGGAGAAAAAACAAACAAACAUAAAAUCCGAGAACCCUCCCCCCCUUCUCUUAAAGUCACAGAACACAUAAGGAACUGCAGUGGGACAGGUGGGUGCAGAGAACCAGGAGGGGAGGAUGGCAAGACAAACUCCCCAAAUACUUAAAGAACUGUUCAACAGAAUCUGUGAUAAAUACAGGACAACGCAAGACAAGUAAAAAUAAGGAGCAGCAGUGACGAGAGGCUGUGUUGUAGAUAUGGUCUCCCUUCCUCUUCUCUUUUCUUGUCAGGUUAUUCUAGGCCCAAGGCAUGACUUG